GCAAACCGCCCUGCAGAAAUCCUGCACAGUGACGUCGACGGAGGUGAGGACAAGGUAGAUCCCGUUUUUGUGGUCGAUCGAGAAGGGCUUGGAUCGGACCGCCUCUGCAAUGACGUCCUGAAUGGAGAGACGGGUGAGGUGGUGGCCCUGGGAGUAGCGGUGGUUGGAGUACUCGUCGGCGAUGCGGACGGAGCGGGAUAUGUUUGCACCGGUCUGGUCGGCGUAGAGAGUGACGGUGGCCCACCACUCGGAGACGGAGGGGGAGGGGGGGGGGGGGGGUUGAAGGUGGAGAUGGAGCGGAGGAAGUCUUUGAUGAUGAGCUGCUGGGAGGGGGGCCAGCUUCCGUACCAGACAAGAUAGAUGUUAAUCGGAGAUGAAAGGACUGGGCCCAUGUGGUACCGGAGGUUGACGAGGUCCGAGGAACCCUCGUACUUGUUGGACACCGUGAAUGCUCGGAGCGGAAGCUUUGGAUUUGAAAUCCCAUCCACGGA
Messenger RNA from Cuscuta europaea, 491 nucleotides. The record is from the annotation of a GenBank genome assembly. NCBI's taxonomy places the organism in Eukaryota, Viridiplantae, Streptophyta, Magnoliopsida, Solanales, Convolvulaceae.